AUGUCUUCUGGGUUCUCCGGAGGAGGUUCCGAAUUCUACACCGCCGGUUUGAGGCCCACAAUGAACAACCUUAACCCGCAACAGCAAUUUUCUUACAGGUCCCCCACCGAAACGGCUUCUCAGAUCACGCCUUCACGCCGACCGGAUUUGAUCGGAAAACGAUCUCUGGCAGAUUUUCAACAGCAAAGUCUUCUUCAACAGCAGCAGUUACAGAAUCAAAACGGUUUGGGGUUUUAUCUGAGGAACGUGAAGCCCAGAACCAGUUAUCAGUAUGCAUCUCCGGUAUCUCCUUUAUCUCUUGUUGAAUUCUCUCCAGUUUCCUCCAUUUCGACCGAUGUAGCCGCGAUAUCUGCAAUUUCGAAUUCCCCGGCGAUAAACCGAAACCCGCGGUAUGGAGUUCCAAUUCUUCAGCAACUCGGACCUCAAAAUAUGAAUAACCCUCAUAUGCGUACUUCCUUUCCGAAUCUAGCACAGAACGGAGCGGGUUCGGGUAUAAAUACGGGUACAGCUCCUGGUCGGGAAUACUUUUUAACGCAAGAGUCGGAGAAGAAGAUGAUGAAUAAUCGGUUACAGGAGUUGGAAAAACAGCUCUUGUGCGAUGAAGAUGAAGAUGAACCGGUUUCUGUGGUGACCAACAGUGAGUGGUCUGAUACGAUCCAGAACCUGAUAAACCCGACCCAGAAGCCCAUUUCUCCCUCUCCGACUUCUUCCUCCUCAUCAUGUGCCUCCACUUCUGCUUCUCCGCUGCCUUGCCCCAAACAGUCCAUGAUCGACGCUGCAGUUGCGAUCUCUGAAGGGAAGACAGAAAUUGCGUUGGAAAUUCUCACGCGCCUCCGUCAGGUGGCCAACGCAACAGGCACUUCUGAACAGAGACUCGCCGCCUAUUUAGCCUCCGCUCUGAAGUCGCGCGUGAAUCCAUCCGAUAAUCCACCGGCGGUGUCGGAUUUGUACACUGAGGAACAUAUUAUCACGACACAAAUGUUGUACGAGGUUUCGCCGUGUUUUAAGCUCGGAUUCAUGGCAGCAAAUCUUGCCAUCCUCCAGGCUGCGUCGGAUCAAGUUUUUAACAAGCUUCAUGUUGUGGAUUUUGAUAUUGGGCAAGGUGGACAGUAUGAGCAUUUACUCCAUGCUCUCGCCGCCAAAAAUGGAGGAAAAAAGCUUGCUGUUUUGAAGAUCACCACCUUCACGGAUUUUAUCAGCGGCGGCGAAGAGAAGCUGAAGAUAGUUGGAGAGGAACUUAAAGCAUUAGCGAGUAAAAUAGGUGUUAGGUUCUGUUUCUGCAUAAUGAAUUCAAAUAUUUGUGAAUUGACAAGGGAGAAACUCGCCUUGGAUUCUGACGAGGCUUUGGCUGUGAAUUUCGCGUUUAAACUUUACAAGUUGCCGGACGAGAGUGUAACGACGGAGAAUUUGCGUGACGAGCUGCUCCGCCGCGUGAAAGGGUUGUCGCCUAAUGUGGUAACGGUGGUGGAGCAGGAAAUGAACGCCAAUACCGCGCCACUGGUGGCGCGUGUGAAGGAGGCAUGCGAGUAUUACGGCGCAUUGUUUGACUCGCUGGACGCGACUGUUGCGAGGGAUAACCCAAACCGUGUCAAGAUCGAGGAGGGACUGGGUCGAAAGAUGAGCAACUCGGUUGCGUGCGAAGGCAGAGAUCGUGUUGACAGAUGCGAAUUGUUUGGCAAGUGGCGGGCCCGGCUGAGCAUGGCUGGAUUUGAAUCCAGACCCGUGAGUCAACUCGUUUCGGACUCACUUCGAUUCAAACUGAAUUCAGGGACACGUGGCAAUCCAGGCUUCACCGUGAACGAACCUUGUGGCGGCAUCUCCUUCGGUUGGAUGGGACGAACACUCACCGUCACAUCUGCUUGGCGCUAA
Messenger RNA from Fraxinus pennsylvanica, 1869 nucleotides. The record is from the annotation of a GenBank genome assembly. NCBI's taxonomy places the organism in Eukaryota, Viridiplantae, Streptophyta, Magnoliopsida, Lamiales, Oleaceae.